AUGGCCGACUUCCUUUCGGGCCUUGCGAAUCGAAAAUUCAGCAUCAAUCGCAAUACCGGCGUGCCACGCCCUGCACGCCGCUUUUCGAUUGGAGAGCCUGGCCUCGCCGAGGCCAGCAGUAAAGUUCACAGGCAAUUCCGGGCCGCCCAUGAGGGUCAUCUUCCCCAUGCCGGGUUAGACGCGAGUAGGUCGUCUACUGGGGUCGUCUGGUGCACUGAGCGAGCCGCCGAGCACGGCUUCCUCGAAGAGCCCGAGAAAUGGGCCAACCUAGGCCGUAUGUGCCCUCAGAGGCUGGUGGAUGAUGAGAUAAAGGGAUGCUUCCCCAGGCCCACGACCAUCGACAUCAGCGUCGCCAGCCGAGAGUAUGGACCAACCGCCGGAAUCAAGCCCCUGAGAGAAGCCGUUGCCCGCCUGUACAACGAGAUGCACCGUAAGGGCAAGCCGAGUCAGUACACGUGGGAGAACGUUGCCAUUGUUCCCGGCGGCCGCGCAGGCUUGAUUCGUAUCGCUGCCGUCCUGAACAACGCAUACGUCGGCUUCUUCAUACCCGACUACACAGCGUAUAAUGAGAUGCUGUCACUCUUCAAGAAUUUCGCGGCGAUUCCUGUCCCCUUAUCCGAAGAAGAUGGCUACCACAUCCACCCGGACAAGAUUGCCGAGGAGAUUGCCCGCGGAACUGGCGUUAUUCUCACAUCCAACCCUAGGAACCCCACGGGCCGUGUCGUGGCGAACCCGGAGCUGGCCGAGAUCCAGGACCUGUGCCGCGAGCGAGCCACGCUCAUCAGCGACGAGUUCUACUCGGGAUACAACUACACUAGCAACUGCGACGGGACCACCAUCAGCGCUGCUGAAAAUGUCAUCGAUGUGGACGAGGACGACGUCCUCAUCAUUGACGGCCUGACCAAGCGCUUCAGACUUCCCGGCUGGCGCGUUGCCUGGAUUCUGGGGCCCAAGGAGUUCAUCAAGGCCAUCGGCUCCUGCGGCUCGUACCUCGACGGCGGCACCAACGUGCCCUUCCAGGAAGCCGCCAUCCCGAUGCUUGAGCCGGAGCUGGUCAAGAAGGAGAUGGCGGCGUUACAGAGCCACUUCCGCGACAAGCGCGAUUACGUGGUCGGCCGCCUGCGCGCCAUGGGCUUUUCCAUCCGCUACGUGCCCGAUUCCACCUUCUACCUCUGGCUCAACCUCGAGGGCUUGCCCGGUCCCAUCUCGGACGGGCUCAACUUCUUCCAGGCCUGCCUUGAGGAGAAAGUCAUUGUCGUCCCGGGGAUUUUCUUCGACCUGAACCCGGCCCGCCGCCGCGACCUUUUUGAUAGUCCGUGUCAUCACUUUGUACGGUUUUCGUAUGGCCCCAGGAUGGAUGUGCUUAAGAUGGGGUGUGAUGGGAUUGAAAGGGUUGUUAACAAGUGCGUCUCUCUCCUCGUGUUUUUCCCGUGGAGCCGUGAGAUGUGUGCUAACUGGUGGUGUUCUUCCUGA
Molecule: messenger RNA, 1473 nt
Organism: Canariomyces notabilis
Lineage: Eukaryota; Fungi; Ascomycota; Sordariomycetes; Sordariales; Chaetomiaceae
Product: PLP-dependent transferase
Exons: 8
Coding region: 1-1473 (490 amino acids)
Biological process (GO): biosynthetic process
Molecular function (GO): pyridoxal phosphate binding
Source: RefSeq, a predicted model, not a curated record